GGAAUUGAUUUAAUAUGAAUCGAAAUACUGUGUUGGUUAAUAGAUAUUGUCCUCCAAAAAUGAACAAUACUUUCAAAGGUUUGCACUUUAAAGGGCUAAUAGCUUGUUUAGUUUUCCCUGGUAAAUACCAAAGUUUUUCUGUCAGAUCCCGGUUCAAAGUUUGCCAUUGGAGGAUGAGCUUCAUAAUGGAGUUUAGAGGGUUUGUUCCGAUAUUUACUCUUCUAAAUCAAGGGGCAAGGGGCAGAUUGUGAGUAGCAAGUUUUUAGGGCUUAGUCCCGUUGCCAAAAGAGGGGCCGCUUUUGCCAAUCCGUUAAGAAAAAAGUGCGGGGUGGGGGUGGGAGCAAGCGGAAACCGGAACCGCAGAGUAAAAUUCCAUCACGUUCAGGCCCCUUGUUGCUGCCGCAGGCUGUGUUUACAGCCUUCAGAUGACACGCCUCAAAAACAAGACCCAACGUCUGAGUCAAGUUGUGCGAGCCGCACAAUAUAUUUAUAGAUCACUUUACUUAAUAAUAUUUUAUAUAAAUUGUCUUGGUUGCGCUGGUGGGCAAUAACCGCUAUCAAGUUCGACAAAACGGAUAUGUUUUCGCAUAGCACUCAAGUUUCAAGACUCUUUUCGCGAGAUCCAAACAAACAAUUAGCUAUUAAGAUUUGAAGCAUUUCGAGCAACAAUUACAUUACCAACUUACUUAAGCUUAAUGUGCAAAUAUUUUGAAGCUCUCCGCUUGUGUUUUCCUUGUUCGAAAUGCAUGAAUGGGGAGUUGAAGAUCUAAGGCAGAUAAGAUUCAAUUUUAGCCAGAGACGUGGAACAAAUUGAACUUACGUCUUAACGUGAAUAAAAUUUUCAUGGGGUCACUCGAAUUAUAUACUAAAAGGUUUAAUUACCAUCCAUUGUUCUUAAGAACAAACUUCAUUCUUUAUACCGGCAACUAUUUAAUUACGAACUUUAUAUCGCUGAAAAGUGUUAAAUAUUGACAGACGGAAGAGUAUAAUAAAAACGUUGAAUUAACGAAUAAUGUUUUUAAGGGAUCCACCACAUCAAAAUAUAAUUUUAAUUGGCCGCAACAAACCAAAUUUUUAACCGAGUUUUUAACUUAAUGCCCCGAUUUUAAAUGUUGGUCGGCUAGGGUGAUUUUUGGGCUCACCUCAAGAUCCCAAGCUCAAAGUCUACGCCCCUGUCUCUAUAGCUUCAAAUUAAUUAUAUUUAUUGUUUCAUUUUUUCUGUGAACACAAACAAAUGUGCGUUUUCUCGGCGUGUUUUGGUAGCAUCCAUGUUUUGCCACAAGGUAAUUAUUUCGUACACUAAACAGCAUUUUGUUUAGGGCAUUUCGUUGCUGUCGCUGGUGCUUUUGAACCGCAGGGCACUUUUGUGUGUAUUUUUUGGAGCUGAAACCAGAGGCUGGUGCUGCUAUCAGGCCGCUCUGUCAUUUUUAUGAUUGUUAAUGUCUCGGUCAACGCUUUUAAGUCAAGUUCUGAGCCCCGUCCCAAUCCCGUCCCCAUCCUCCGCGAUCGUCUGUGGCUUGUUGUUGCCUUUAAUGGAAAGAAAUGAGUUUGAGAGCCAGCGGACUGAGCGGAUGGAGUUGCGAGAAGGGGAUCCGGCCUGUGAAUUCAUAUAGUUUGUGGCGGGCAUUAAAAACGAUCGACACAUUUGCCUGUCGGAUGAGAACGCGUUCAGAAGUUCAUCGGGUAUGAGCUUGCGAAAGUAUAUCCGAAUGGAUAAGAACUCAAACUGAAUCUCUAGAAUUUCGAUCAAAUAAAUAAAUCCGAUAUGGCUAGCAUUACCUAUGCAUUGUGUCUGUGCUCGUUGUUUAUAUUGUUUUCGCCUCUUGUGUCCUCGAAUCGGCGUGUCCGGCGACAAAAUCGAUCCGAUCGCCUGCUAGCCGACAUUGGAGUACGUGCCCAGUCCUACGAUCCCCGUGUGCCGGAAAAUGGCAUCCAGCAGUACACCGACAUCGACCAGGAUCUGCGCCAUCUGUUUCUCAACACCAGGCAGACCACGCUGAGAUGGGCCCUCAACAACAUCGAUGCGCUGAGCAGCCGCGGCAGACGCGAGGGAAAGCUCCAGGUUCCGGUGUCCAAGAAGGUGCCCUUCCUGUGUCCCACGAACGACACACGCUCCCCCAGUCCGCCCACUUCCAUAGAGCACCUCAGGCCGGGUGACAUUGACAUCAUAGCUGCCUUUGGCGACUCUCUGUCCGCAGGCAAUGGAAUACUGUCCAACAAUGCCAUCGAUAUGAUCAACGAGUUCCGCGGCCUGACCUUCUCCGGUGGCGGUCUCGGCAACUGGCGAAGAUUCGUCACCCUGCCGAACAUCCUGAAGAUCUUCAAUCCCAAACUGUACGGCUUUGCGGUGAGCAACAGCCUGGUGAUCAACCACCGAUCCUCGCGACUGAACAUCGCCGAGCCGAUGAUCAUGUCGCGGGAUCUGCCCUUCCAGGCUCGUGUGCUAAUCGAUCUGCUGCGGCGAGAUCGCCAUGUGGACAUGAAGCGGCACUGGAAGCUGCUGACUGUGUAUGUGGGAAACAACGACAUCUGCUCCGACCUGUGCCACUGGGACACGCCGCAGAGCUUCCUUGAUCAGCACGCCCGCGAUCUGCGCCAGGCAUUCCGGCUGCUACGCGACCAUGUGCCGCGCCUGCUCAUUAAUUUGAUUGUGGUGCCAAACAUCCCGCUGGUGCUGAGCACCAUGACGCAGGUGCCGCUGCAGUGCUUCGUGGUGCAUCGUGUGGGGUGCCACUGCCUGAUCAACGACCGCCUCAAUCGCACGCAGUUCAAUGAGCGCAUGGACACCCUGAUUCGUUGGCAGCAGCUGGACAUGGAAAUCGCCCGGCUGCCGGAGUUCCAUCGCCAGGACUUUGCCAUCGUCGCGCAUCCCAUGCUGACCAAAGUGACCGCACCCACGCUGCCCGAUGGGAGCACUGACUGGCGGUUCUUCUCCCACGACUGCUUCCAUUUCAGCCAGCGCGGCCACGCGAUCAUCUCGAACCUGUUGUGGAACAGCAUGCUCCUACCGGACGACCAGAAGCCACGACCUUCGGUGGUGCCCGAGCUGUUCGAGCGGGUCGUUUGCCCCACUGCGGAGCAGCCCUACUUUGUGGUCAGGCCAAGUUGAGGGUCUCCCAAGAUCGGGGAACGGGUUAAGUUACUUGGUUUGGCUGUCUGGUGACCCUUUUUCGUGGCGUAACCGCAGUCUGGUGUGCACAGAGAAAAAUUGCUUUUUUAUUCGCAUAUCAAAUUAUAGCAGUCUAGGUACUUUACAUUACUCAUAAUAAAUUAUUAUUAUUUAUAACCAUAUAAUAUACAAACCGUGCCACUUCCACUUCCGCAAAUCUCAUGCGGAAUGCAUUGGAUAGUGCAAAGGAAACUCGAAGGAUUUUGUUUACGACAUUGCAAAUAAAUAAUAAUAUAUUUGUCAAGCUGUCAAAAACGUUUAAAGAUUAAAUGAUGAAUUAAUUUAGGUGGCAUUAAAUGUAUUUUAUCUUGCUGACAAAAUGGUUUACCUUCCGUAUGCGUUCAGUUUUCACAACUCUUUUUUCAUACCUUUUACCCAAACCCAUUUCCAUUUCAAUUAAAGUAUUAUGCAAUUUUUAAUUUAUAUUUUUAAUUAAUUAAAAACACAUCCCCAUCCGGAAUAAAAAUUCAUUAAAACAUUUCUUGCUUAUGCGGCAGAAAAAAUGCUCCGGCUUACAGUGAACACCAUCCUUGAUGUACCCCCUCCCCCCUCGUUCUUCUGAACGCGUGACAACGUCGCCUGCUCAUUACCUGCCUCCUUCCAGUCCCGGGCCCUGCCACGCCCACUUUCCCCCAAACGCAGAAAUUAAAAUAUAAAUAACAGCAAAAAUAAAGUUGCAGUGGGGUAGCUCGACUAUGGGAUACCGUCUGCUUUCUAUAUUUAAUCAUAUUAUUGUGUUUAUUAUUAAUAAACUUUGGUUUUCAUCACAAGCAAAUAAUUCUGCUGACCAAAUAGCUUCAUCCUUCCUUUAUAACCCCUUAAAUUUAGUUAAAAAAUUGACAGACUGACGAAUAUGUCUGAAUAGUCGGGUUCCUUCAUUCAUAUCGUAACAGAGUAGACUUCAUUAGUAUAGAGAUGCAGCAUUCUCGAUGAUUUACAUUUUUUGAAUAUGUGUAAUAUGCCUUUUAUAUGGCGAGUUGAGGGGUAUAACAAAGCAUCGCAAGCAUUUCUCGCUUAUGCAGCGGCAGGACCACCUGCAAACCGGACAGUUGCCAAUGGGCGGAUACCAACCCCAAAAAAAUCUGAUUCCCGGGCACAAAUGGAAAAAAAUGAAAUUGAAAAUGAGUACACACACACACACAUACACAUAUGCACGCCCACUGCAAACAAAGUUGCCGGUGGGAGGGGCGUGGCAGCAUAAUAACAACAAGACUGUGGAAAAAAUUGCGACUGGGGCGUAGAUUCGGCAGACCUGGUGGGAAGGGGGUAUGUAUGGAGUGGGGGCUGUAAAAAUUAUAUUAAAAAUGCAGUGUCCGAAAAGGGCGUAGCACAACCACACACACUCACACACAUGCAAAUACUCACACAGUCGCGACCAGCAGGAUAAAAAAAAACGCCACACGUGGCUGCAAAAAAGUAAUAAUAAAACUGAAGUUUUUCUGGGCUGGGCCUGUUCCUCCAUAGCGCUGAUAUAUACACCUCUGCAUGUGUGGCUCCGCCGACAUGUGUGUGUAUUAUUUACAUAUUUAAAUAUUUUUGGAACCCCAAAAAAUAGCAAGAGCAGGAGCACAAAGUGUCCCGUUUCGAAAAAUGUGCGUUUUUUUUUUUGUUUUGAGGCCGAAAAAUUGGAAUGCAAUGUAAACAGCCGAAAUGAGUUCGCAAAUAGAAAAAUUUUCAGCGUUGCACAUUGGAGUGUUCAAAAAAAAAAGGGGUAAAUCUCUAGCCCUGAUUAACCCAAACGACAGAAUUACCUCCCCUAAAAAUAUCGCUGCAUAUAGUAAAGGGUUAACCAUCAAAUGAAAUAGAUAGACCGGGGAGUUAGACCUACGAAUGAUUGCAUAAAUAUAAUAUGAUUGCAAACAAAAACAUUUUUUAUCCAUUUGCGUUUGUCACUCCGCCUCCUUUAUGUACAUAAACUCCAACUUCCAUCCAUGUGUAUGCCAUUCUUUUUCAUUGGGGGAGUGUAUUUCAAAUACUGUAUGGUACAUAGGUGAUUAUAUACUCUAGCCUCUUUUUUAUGACAUAGUAUUCAAUAUUAAAUAGUAAGGACAUUUAUAGUGAUGACUGAUAGGAUAGGAUAGAUCUUAAAGCUAUUGAAUUCGUAGAAAGUGCACGAAAGAUAUACAAUCUGGUUUCACAGAAUGCCAGCGAUCCUAAGCUGGCACUUGAAGUGACCACCAAUUGGAACUGACCCUGACAAAUCCAUCAAGACAGUGCUUUACAAUGCAAAAUCGGCCAGGAACUUCAGUUCCGCCUGGCUAGAAAACGUCUGCAACCAUCGGAGGGGAAAACUGCGGCAUGGUUGACAAUGGUCCUUGGAGUUGCCACGAAAAAAAAAUGUCCACGCUUGACAUUAAACAGCGACAACAUUUUCACUUUGCAUGCAGAAUGCCGGCACAAAGGGUUCUGCGAUGGACUGGCGGAGGCGUCUCAUGCAGCGACUGACAACCGCAUUGGAUACUCCCCGCCUCCGGAUCUCGCAUCCUGGAUUCCGGAUCACCUCCCCCCAGCCACCGACGCUAACUGGCCGCGCUAAAACGUCAGCCAGACAGCGGCGACGAUGGCGGAAAUAGAGCAAAAGUUGAGAACAAAAACGAUGAGCGAAAUGGAAAAAAAUGGCACACAAGCUACUUGAGCUUGAACCGGCGACGCUUUUCAAAUUCCCCACCCAAACCGGGGGUGGCGUUCCACUCCCUUUUCGGGUUAUUUUUUCCGCGACCAGGCAUGCGGCUGACGGGUUAAGGCGGGACAGUUGACCAUCUCGCUCGGUCGGUGGAGCAGGGGCUCCUGGCUGUGGGCGCGUCCUUUCAUUGUAUGUACGCUGGAGUGAAGUGCAAAAUCUCCCCACUCGCAAAUCCAACUACCAGUUCCUGUCCGGCUGCUAACCCCCCGAGUAAUGGCAAUGAUUUUGACGUCUGUUUAGUUGGCCCUUUGCUCGCCUUCAACGCAAAGGAUAACGGCCAUCUGCAGGCAGCAGUGACGAGGAUUCGCCGAGUCCUCUGCCGGAGAUGCGUCUCCUGGUGCGUUUGUUUUGAGUGCAGCGGAAGCGUCUUUUAAUCAGCGCUUCGUGGCAAUGAAAACUGAUAGGUUGCGGGAUGUCCUUUGGGAAUGGGCUUCUGCCAUCCAAUGGUCAUCAGCCGAUUUUGGGCAUUACGAUUGACAGGCACGGGUGGAAGAUGGGGGAUGUUGAAAAUUGAAGUUGUAUGUAGAGAAAACAGAGAGAGAAUUUUUCAGAAUAUUUCCCUAAGACCUUCCUCAACAAACGGAAGAGGCUUUCCUCUUCUUUGGGCAUUCCCAAUACAUUUUUUAAUUUCCACUCUUUAUUCCACCACGCAGCGCAUAUGAACAUCUCGUGGCCCAUUUGCUUAUGCCUCUUGCCAUUGUUUGCGCUACACUUCAACGCACUUUCGUCAUUGAUCCGGAGAGUCCUGCAACCAGUCAGCCCGGUCCUUCUGCCCAGCGCACCACCCCAUCUCGGCCAGAGCAGACCGGACCCCAAACUGGCCUUCAAUUCGAAAACCCCGUGGCUGUGGCCCGUUUUAUUUUUUCAUUUUUAUUGAAUUUUGCUUGCCCAUGCUAUAGCUCCAGUGGAAUAACCAGUCCGCCCCGGAGUGUGUUGCAUUAUGCCGGGACAUACGUUUUGAAAUUCCAUUUCUGCGUAGGUUUUUUUUUUAUCCAUUACUCAAAUCUGUGUAUGGGUUUGCAUGGGUGUGAGGCCGUGGACAGAGGAAGGUGGCACGUAUGUUGCCAGGUUGCCCCACACGUACGGGGGCCACGGCGCUAAGCUUUGACUUGGGAUUUGCAUUUUUUACGCGCCGAGGACCAACUCGUCCCAUGCUCCUGUCCUCCGAGGAUGGGAGUGCGGGAAGGGUCGGAUCGGUGGAGCGAGGAAUGGCAUCCACUUCUGCUGAUGCCGUGAUUUUUUUCAUUUUUUGGUACCCUAUACAGUAAACAGUGAUGAUAUGCAGAUGAUCGAAGUCCAACAAGCGAUGUACAUGAACCACAUUUAAAUUAAUUAAAAAUCUAUGUCUUUAGGCUUUCUACGUAAAUAUAUGUAAAUUAACAUAUGUAAAAACAUGUAAAUAAACAAAAUGUUGGUUAAUGGGUAUCCAAUAGUUGAGCGUUAGGUAAGACCUUCAUUGUUAACGUUGUUGUUACGACUAGUCCUUCUUUUUUUCCAUAAUUCCCUGCUCCCUGUAUCCCUUCGCAUGCUUCUUUCAUUCGCCGUGUCCUGUUUUGGGAUAAAAAUCCAUUUCAUCAUCAGGGUUUCCUCCGUUCGCCGCCUUCCUGCUGAUGCUGCUUUGUCUGAUCGCGUUGAAAUUGUAAUGAGAUUUUCUGUUUUGGGUCGACUUGGUACUUACGGAUAUGUUUCGUCGAGGAGUUGGCGCAAAUUUUACGGUAAUAUGCUUUUUUGAGAAUGUAUAUGCAGACCGGGAGUUUGUCUAUUUAAUUUAUAAAAUUUAUCUGCGGCUCGCAUCGGUGGGCAGCAUUAUAUCCUGUCCACAAUUUGUGGUUGUCAAGUCAUAUGGCAGCGGCAAAUGCAUUCGCUCAUUCAUCAUUCGAAAGCAAGUCUGUUGUCCUUUCUUUACGGAUAUGUAUCCGUAUCCUUUCUGUCCCGUUUUCGGUUAAAAUGAAUUUUUUUCCCUGUGCCGCACGAAUUUUUAAUAGAUUAGACGGGUUUCCUUUGAGAACAGUGCGGGCUGGCGGCAGCCCGUUGUUUUCCAUCCACCCAGUUCGUAAACAGGGAUUAUGUUGGAUGAGGCGAGAGUGGAGUUCUUAGUCCAGAAGGUUAGGCAGUGGAUUUGAGGUGGUAAUUGUGCGGGACUUGUUUAAUUAUGUGACUUCACAAAUGGGAUACCAUUUCAUCUUAUAUCAUCAAAUAUUAUUGUAUAUUAUAUUAUUUAUUUUUAGAGCCUAUUUGGUUGUCAAACUUUAUAAAUCGAAAUAUUCUAAAGUAUUGGCUAUGAUAUUUCUGCCCCCUCCCUUAUCGCCAUUAUAAAUAUGCAGAAAUAUUUGGCUCGACAAACAAAAUAAAAUUGAUGGAACUUUGUUGGCUGGCUAUCUAUGCUUUUUCGCAGUUCGCUGAGAACAAUACACAAUUUCCAAUUAAGCGACAGUUUGUCCACUCUCCCGACCACCGAUUUCAGCUAUAUGCUAUAUGACCGUGCGCAUCUAUAGACCGUCUAACCCUUUCCCCAGAAUCCAUCGGCACCAUUCGAAACAUUCGACCGACCGACCAUUUGACCAUUCGAAGCGGUGUUUGGUCGUUGGCUGUUGUUGUUUUUACUCGCUUUCGGCGGGCUCGAUAGCAAAUUGUAUUUAAAAUUUAUAUAAAAUUCGCGGAGUAUUUGUUGUGACAACGUCUGUGUGCCCGCCGACCACCGAUACCCCCCGCUGCUCCAACGAGCAUUAGCCACCACACGGUUAUUUUUGCCUGCUCCACAAUCAACGUUAAAAAUUCGCGCAAUUUAUGCAUGCAUGGCGAGGGGUGGUGAAAAAAGAGGGGGAAAUGGGGUUACUCCUGCUCCUGCCUCGUGUGGGCUUGUAUAAAUGGCAAAAAGCCUCUGUCGCUGCCCCUUCCUGUGGCAUCCGUCUCCAGCUCCAGCUCCUGCCACUUCCACUCGCCCGUUGUUAUUUCCACUGGCGGCGAAUCACCAAAAACUCCGCGCUUGUUUAUUUUAUUGGCACGUAAAUUUAUGUGGAUCUCCAUUCCACUUUUCCGGCCCUGUCACUCCGCACGGGUGUGAGUGAGAGAGUGAGUGUAGCUUUUCCGUAUAUUCCUGCAUCCUAUAUAUUGUGUGUACACAAUUGUGUUUUGUGUAUUUUAUAAAUAAUUUCUGUUCGACGUGCAAAAAUAUCUACACACCCGGAAAAAGCACCGGUUUUUGUCAGAUUCUCGGCUCACAUAAACUUGUAUAUUAUAUAUUUUUUUUCGUUGAAGCAAGGGAAAUUCGUCAGACAUGCGAUAGAUCAUAAGGCUUUAUGGUUAUCAGAAAUCUGUUUCUACAGCUUUAACUAAAUAUCUAUAGAUUUGGUUAUUCCAUCGAAACCUUUGAAUAUAAGUAAAGUCAAACCACUAAGAGUAUAGUCAGUCUAAUUAGUAUCCAUUAACUAGGCCUUAAGUUUCGAUAUUCUUCUGACAAGAUUUUAUUCAAUGUGAGUUUGUCCCAAUUCCAAGAGCCCUGUAAUCUCUUUUAGAUUAACCAACGAAGCCUUUAGCUCUUCCCUGUCAUAAGCUGGCCAACAAGGAAUGGCGAAUGGGGUUGAGUCGGCGGCAGCUUCAUCAAUAUGCAAAGGUCCGGAAUUAAAGAGACAGUGAAUGGCACAAAGAAACUGAUGAAAGUGGGCCCUCAACACUGGGUUAAAGGCACUUUGUCAAAUACGAACAAACAUAAGCCAUCUAAUUAGAAGUAUGAAUCGAAUAAAUAUCGAUAAAAGCUAUAUGAAAGCUCUAUACUAUCUCAAUCUGAUCAACUUUAUCAACUUAUGUACUAGCAGCAGGAAUAUUAAAUAGCAUAUUUUCGUUAAAUGAAUCCCAGCUGGUGGAUAGCAGCUCCUCUUGACCACUGUGCCUGCCAUCCAAUGCGUCUCCGCUGUGCUCACGUUCCAUGCUGUCCAAUUAUGUCUCACACAUGCAAAUGCAACGUGCAGCGGCGGAAAUCAGCCAGCCUCCAUUCCGAAAACCCACAUGCCCAAUCCCCAGUGCCACCUCCGUGCCACCCAAUCACUCGACGCGCUUGUUGGGUCCGCGAGGCUUUUGGCCAGGAGCGGCAGAGCGACACGAACUGGGCCCAAACGAGCGGCGAACAAACGACAGCACAUGGAUGCCAUAACGGCUGGAUCCGUUAGCCGUGGGUCGAGAGUUUCGGGGAUCGAGGCUCAACUCUGUUUCAAUUUGCACCCCCGCAGACGCGGCAAUCACUCAGCCGACCCGCUACACUGGCGCCACCCACUGCCACUGCCCACCACCCCCACAAAAACACCCACUUUUUCGCGUAACGCAGAGUUUGGUGGGGGAAUGGGACAGGGAACGUGUUGUUUCCGACUCUUUCGGCCAUUCUCCAGCGACAUAUGGUUGUUGUUUUGCUUUUUGGCCAUGGCCAGUCUGAUUCGUUGUUGUUGUUGCCCAUGUUGUCGUGCUAUGUGCGUUUGUUGCAACAAUCGAUUUAUUUUCGGUUUCAUUUCUGAUUGGCAAUAUUUCAUAGCAGUGUCGUUCCUCUUUUUUUACUUUUCAGCUUCUCGUUUCACUCUAUUCCGUUUGUGUAUGUGCCUGGAAUAUUUGUAUUUUUUAAAUAAUAACGUGCAGGGUGAAACGGAAUUGGAAUGUGCAUAUUGCUAGAUUCACAGGGAAGAUUCUCUUACAGAUGCAGUACUAAUAUUCAAACCAACCAAACCAAAAAGCUUAUAAAGUCUAUUUCAAGUAGACGUGCAGUGUUUCCAUUCUACAAGAAUAUAAAUACUAUUAAAAAUGUAGACCCUUUUCCUUUUUGCAAUUUAUUUGCCAACCCUUCAAUGGCUAUUUUUAUUAAAUUUAUUUUACUCUUUUGGGUUUGCCAAUUAUUAAAAUAAAUAAUGGACCUUAAAAUCGCUCAGAAUUCGGUCGGUGGUGGUUGAAUAAAUAAAUCUGAAAUUGAUAAUUGGCAAUUGCAAAUCGAGGCGGAAAAUUAUGGUGUCUGCAUGGUGCAAUGCCAUUUCAUAAAUGAAAAUUUUUUUUGGUGCUUCAAAUUAGCGGACGUUGUGCAGCUUCACUUUUCCAUUGGCUCGACCACAGCAGUUUCAUUUCCCGUUUUUGCCGGAUACAAACCCAAACCAAAUCCAAUUGAAUCCACCCACGCAAAUCCAACUCCCAUGCGAGCCACAACAAAUAUAAUGUUAGCGUCAAAUGUGCAAUAUUUUCCUCUUUUAGAAUUGCAAUACGAAUUUGGCAACAGACGUAUACAUUUUGAUCAUCAUAAUCAUCAUAAUAAGCCUGCAAAUUAAUUUUCAUAAUACAAACUAUCUUGAAAAUACUACGAAAUUGGUGAAUGUUGUAUAAUAUAUGGAAACAUAUAUUUUUUAUGUUGCUUGAAGUGCAACAUCCCAAAAACUACACCCUCUCCCAUGACUUAGAAUCAAUAUUUCGGUUAUUGGCAUUACACAACGUCAACACCACGAACUGCAGCGGCAACAAAGACAGCGACACUUGCCACCAAAAAUUUCAUAUAUUUGGAUGCCCCCUUUUUCGGGGGAAAAUUCACGACAUCAGACUUUGGAGGACAGGACUUGCAGUUUUGGGUGGGCUAUGUGUUUGGUGGCUUCACUGCGGUUUAGAGCCAGCCGGCAGGGAUAACAUCUCCAUUCGCAGAGUACACUCAAACCAAAAGUGAGAGCACUUUUCUGUAUUUAAUAUAUAUAAACUCUUAGUAACUAGCAGUUGAUAUACAUUUAAUAUAAUUAUUAAAUAUAAUUUACUUCAAAGUAAGAAAGAAAUGGUGUAAAAUUUAUGAAACUUAAGUCUUUUUAGGGCUUUUUUGUUUCGAGUGCAUUGUCGCCAUAUUCUGCGGCGUUUCUCUGUUCGCUGGCUCGUUGGGUUAACGUUAAUUUGCACAAUUUUUGAGUUAUGCCAAUCGAUUUCUAAUGGGCCUCGUCGUGUAUGCGAUACACAAUCCACCUCCACCGCCAUCGGGAAAACUGAACUCUUGCCAUGGCUGUCGCGGGGAAAAUGCAGGAACACUUGUGUGGGAGAGGUAGCUUCAUUUGUAGUUCUAAACUGGCAGGAUUUGCCAUCUCUUGACUUGGGCUUCCAAUGAUGGUGGCAUCAUUGAUGAGCAACAAAGUGUUUCGCAGUGAUUUCAUAUUUGCCAAACUGACAUUGAUGUGGUAGACACCUGCCCACCUUUUGUGUCAAACACUAAUUGAUGAUUUAAGGCAGGCAAUUUGUUAUUUCUUAUGGGUUAUGGGAGAUCAUAUAAUUAUAAUUUAUUGCGAAUUUUUGCUAAAAAUAAUUAUCAAAUAAAUUACUAAAAAGUGCGCUUUAGUGACGGGCUCAACAAAUCCAUGGGAAAAUGAGAUUCAACACAAACAGAAACCCUCAUUAUUGGCAUAAAAGUUAUAUUUAUUUCUUUUUUUUUUUGCUAUAUGUCGUCUGUCGAAAAUUGCAUAUGCAAUACGAAUUUCAGCCCAUAAAUAUGCAAAGGUUUUUGCGCAAUUAUCGCCGACGAGGCUUAAACCGCAUGCAAACACAUUUAUUUAUGACAUUAUUGCAUAAAAUGGUAUAAAAAUAAAUUGGAUAUAUACAAAUGAAGGUGUCCUACCCCCAAAUUAUUUUAGGCACCACUGAAAUUGUGCAGCUGCGUUUGUGGUUGGCGAUGGAAUAUGGGAGUGGGUUUAUUGGGCUUGGAAUGGGGCAGACGCCAUCAAAUGUUGUCAUUAAAUUCAGCGGAUUGCCACAGAAAAAGAGAGAGAGGGAUGAAUAAAAUGAACGGUCAUAACCUGGCUGGAAAACCCACAGAAAUUGCAGUAUAUAUUUUAUUCAU
Molecule: messenger RNA, 12684 nt
Organism: Drosophila simulans
Lineage: Eukaryota; Metazoa; Arthropoda; Insecta; Diptera; Drosophilidae
Product: phospholipase B1, membrane-associated
Exons: 1
Coding region: 1766-3109 (447 amino acids)
Biological process (GO): phospholipid metabolic process
Molecular function (GO): glycerophospholipase activity
Source: RefSeq, a predicted model, not a curated record